GCGCGCCGGCGGCUGGGCGCUCGGACGGCGCCGCUCGGGUGGAGCGGAGCCCGCUGUCCUGCUCUCCGACGCUCCCCCGGCGCGAACAGCUGUCGCCAUGUCGUCGGUGAGCCCCAUCCAGAUCCCUAGACGCCUCCCGCUGCUGCUGACCAACGAGGGCGUGCUGCUGCCCGGCUCCACCAUGCGCACCAGCGUGGACUCGGCCCGCAACCUGCAGCUGGUGCGGAGCCGCCUGCUCAAGGGCACCUCGCUGCAGAGCACCAUCCUGGGGGUGAUCCCCAACACGCCCGACCCGGCCAGCGACGCGCAGGACCUGCCGCCGCUGCACAGGAUUGGGACGGCUGCCCUGGCGGUUCAGGUUGUAGGCAGUAACUGGCCCAAGCCUCACUAUACUUUGCUGAUUACAGGCCUGUGCCGUUUCCAGAUUGUACAGGUCUUAAAGGAGAAGCCAUAUCCUGUUGCUGAAGUGGAACAGUUGGACCGGCUUGAGGAAUUUCCCAACACUUGUAAAACUAGGGAGGAGCUAGGAGAACUAUCAGAACAGUUUUAUAAAUAUGCAGUACAAUUGGUUGAAAUGUUGGAUAUGUCUGUCCCUGCAGUUGCUAAACUAAGACGCCUUUUAGAUAGUCUUCCAAGGGAAGCUUUACCAGACAUUCUGACCUCAAUUAUCCGAACAAGCAACAAAGAGAAGCUUCAGAUUUUAGAUGCUGUGAGUCUGGAGGAACGGUUCAAGAUGACCAUACCGUUGCUUGUCAGACAAAUUGAAGGCCUGAAAUUACUUCAGAAAACCAGAAAACACAAGCAAGAUGAUGAUAAGCGGGUUAUAGCAAUACGUCCUAUUAGGAGAAUUACACACAUCCCAGGAACUUUAGAAGAUGACGAGGAUGAAGACAAUGAUGACAUCGUUAUGCUAGAGAGAAAAAUACGAACAUCCAGUAUGCCAGAGCAGGCCCAUAAGGUCUGUGUCAAAGAGAUAAAAAGACUCAAAAAAAUGCCUCAGUCAAUGCCAGAAUAUGCUCUGACUAGAAAUUAUUUAGAACUUAUGGUGGAACUUCCUUGGAACAAAAGUACAACUGACCGUCUGGACAUUCGAGCAGCCCGGAUUCUUCUGGAUAAUGAUCAUUAUGCUAUGGAAAAAUUGAAGAAAAGAGUGCUGGAAUACCUGGCCGUCAGACAGCUGAAAAACAACCUGAAGGGCCCUAUUCUUUGCUUUGUUGGCCCUCCUGGAGUUGGUAAAACAAGUGUGGGAAGAUCAGUGGCCAAAACUCUUGGUCGAGAGUUCCACAGGAUUGCACUUGGAGGGGUGUGUGACCAGUCCGACAUUCGAGGACACAGGCGCACUUACGUUGGCAGUAUGCCUGGUCGUAUAAUCAAUGGCUUGAAGACUGUUGGAGUUAACAACCCAGUGUUCCUGUUAGAUGAGGUUGACAAACUAGGAAAAAGUCUACAGGGUGAUCCCGCAGCAGCUCUCCUUGAGGUGUUGGAUCCCGAACAAAACCAUAACUUCACAGACCAUUAUCUAAAUGUGGCCUUUGACCUUUCCCAAGUUCUUUUUAUAGCUACUGCCAACACCACUGCGACUAUUCCACCUGCCUUGUUGGACAGAAUGGAGAUCAUUCAGGUCCCAGGGUAUACACAAGAGGAGAAAAUUGAGAUUGCUCACAGGCACUUGAUCCCAAAGCAACUGGAACAGCAUGGACUGACUCCUCAGCAGAUUCAGAUCCCACAGGUUACUACUCUUGACAUCAUCACCAGGUAUACCAGAGAGGCAGGGGUUCGCUCUCUGGACAGGAAGUUUGGGGCCAUUUGCCGAGCUGUUGCUGUGAAGGUGGCAGAAGGACAACAUAAAGAAGCCAAGUUGGACCGUUAUGAUGUGGCUGAGGGAGAAGGUGGCAGAGAACACACCUUAGAAGAUGCAAAACCUGAAUCCAUCAGUGACACUACGGACAUAGCCCUACCACCUGAAAUGCCAAUUUUGAUUGAUUUUCAUGCUCUGAAAGACAUCCUUGGGCCCCCGAUGUAUGAAAUGGAGGUGUCUGAACGGUUAAGUCAACCAGGAGUGGCAAUAGGUCUGGCUUGGACCCCCUUAGGUGGGGAAAUCAUGUUUGUGGAGGCAAGCCGAAUGGAUGGCGAAGGUCAGCUAACUCUGACUGGCCAGCUAGGGGACGUCAUGAAGGAGUCUGCCCAUCUCGCCAUCAGCUGGCUCCGCAGCAAUGCAAAGAAGUACCAUCUGACGAAUGCUUCUGGAAGUUUUGAUCUUCUUGACAACACAGACAUCCAUCUGCACUUCCCAGCUGGUGCUGUCACAAAAGAUGGACCAUCUGCUGGGGUUACCAUAGUAACCUGUCUCGCCUCACUUUUUAGUGGGCGGCUGGUGCGUUCAGAUGUAGCCAUGACUGGAGAAAUCACACUGAGAGGUCUUGUUCUUCCAGUGGGUGGGAUUAAAGACAAAGUGCUGGCAGCACACAGAGCAGGAUUGAAGCGAGUCAUCAUUCCUCAGAGGAACGAAAAAGACCUUGAAGAAAUCCCGGGCAACGUACGACAGGAUUUAAGUUUUGUCACAGCAAGCUGCCUGGAUGAAGUUCUUAAUGCAGCUUUUGAUGGUGGCUUUACUGUCAGCACCAGACCUGGUCUCAUAAAUAGCAAAUUGUAGGCCCAAAUCUCAACUUUCAGAAUUUCAAGUUAUGAAGUGCCAAGAGGUAUUGAAAGGUCUUUCUUUGUUCAUACCCGUAGAGGUCAGCACAGUGUCCCUUACUUGUGAAUACGAUCACAACAGUAACAAAUCUCACUCAAGUGGUGGCUGGUGUUGAUUACAGAAAUGUUAAUAAACUGAUUAAUAAAAAUCAAAUUGUCUUCAGUGGAAUCAUCACUGUCCCCAGAGGGGUACAGAGCAUCAGUUCUCAGUGUGGUGCCCAGAACAGAAGCAUCCGUGUGACCUGUGAACUUGUUAGAAAUUAGAAAUGUUAAUUCUCAAGAUCCAGACCUUCGGACUCAAACUAUGGGUGGUGGGAGUGGGGUGCCCAGAAGUCAGUUUAGCCCGCCCUCCAGGUGGCUCUUCUGCGUGGUCAGCAUCCGGAAGAGCCACCGGGAGAGGUUGCUGGACCCUGAGGAGACUGACACAGGGGCCCCAAGACAAAGAUGAAAACCGCACCAAAGUAAGUAUUCAAGUGAUGGGAAGCCCGGGGUGAGGUCUGCACACCCCAACACGGGGUGCGGCUUAUGCUGAGGAAGUAGCAGCCAAAACUUGGCAGUUUCUACCAGGCAGAGUGGCCUGUUAGGAACAUCUUAAAAAAAAAAAAAAAGUCCGGUCCUCAGAGGCUGCCGCCCAUCUUGGGAUGGUCCCCACCGUGGUACCCUGACCCUGUCACCUCCCUGCUCCGCCCGGUUGGCCUGUGCCAGGCCCCGUAGACUCUCCAUGUUCUCUUGUGUCUGGCUCCUUCCAGGCUCUUCUGCUCAUUUUCCUUACCUGUAAAAUGGGAGCAGGAGUGGUGAAGUGUCACUGAAGAUGGAUGCGAACACGACACUAAAAUAAUACUAACUAUAGAAUCUUCUAUUACGGAAUGUUAGAACAGAUACGCAAAGAUACUUUGGGAUGCCCUGGAUGAGCAUGUUACCCAAUUACCCGCUAGUAAAAUCUGAACAUGUUCUGGAAUUACAAAUCCAGAUCUGGGGCUCCGCUUACGGGGCUCGUCAUGUCCAGUGGGGGAGCAAGAAGCAUCAGCACUUUAAAAACCAUUUCAUGGACUAUCUUCCCACUGUUAGGAUUUUAUGGCUUCUAUUCAGUCAUCUUCACAGGGGAGGAAAAGAAACCAUGAUGCUAAUUCAUCUUCUGCAAGCAGAGGGAGUUCAUCCAUCCCCAGACUGCAACGCCCCCACACCCCCAGAAACUGCAAGAGCUCAGGAUGAGGUGGGGCCCACCAGCGCUCUUCCUCCGCCCCAAGCAGCUGGGGGCGCCCUCGGCCUAGAGCCCGCAGCCCUUGCUGGGGGGGGGGGGGCGGGGGGCUGAACAGCUGGGCCUUCCUUUCCCUGGCACUGCUUUCAGUUUUUUUGUUUUUUAAGUCUUAUUCACUUGUCUUUUGUUGUGACAGGAGAGGAGAAUUUACCACUUGGGCCAGUUUUAAGUGGGUAAUUGAGGGACAUUAGUCACAACGGUGUCUGGCCAUCCCCCUCUCUCCGAAGCCUUCCCAUGAUUAUCUUAAACUGAAGCUGUACCCACAGAACAGUGACUCCUCUUUCUUCCAUUCACGUCCCCCCCACCCCCGCCACACACGCACACACAAACUCUUCGGUCUCCGCGUUUGCCCCUUCCAGCUUCACCGAGUGUGUGGUCGGAGUUCAGCCACAUUGACCACAAGCCUCAGCAUUUCGGAUCUCUGAACCCCGGGCCCCAUAUCCUCCGUUCGCCCCAGGAUGUCUGGGUUUUUCCACCUCUCGGCUGUUGUGAAGAAUUCUGUCAACGUGAGUGUGCGACCGUCCCUGUCCCUACUACUACCCAAAAGUAGAGUUGCUGCUCUUAGGAGGAGUCCACGCGUAGCUUUGUGAGGAGCCACAGACUCCUCCUGCACGGCGUUUGCUGCUCCACUCGCCAUUCCCACCAGCAAUACACCAAGACCCCAGUUCUCCACUCCCUGCCACGGCUUCUUUUUGGUAAUAGCCCGUCCCAGGGGUGUGAAGCAGCAGCUCUGGGUUUUGAUUUGCAUUUCCCUAGUACCUUUUCCCAGCAUUGUUCUUUAAAGUGUUACCCAAACACCCUUUGUAUCACAGCUGGGGUUUUAUUGAAAAUGUUGAUUAACUCAAAUUCUAAUUAAGUAGGGCUAGAAGUGAGGCCUUGAUAUGUAUUUAACCAGUACUCCAUAUGCCUUUUAUGUAUGAGCUUUCAAAAGUAUGAAAACUAAAUAAAGCUUUAAGCGUCUUGGAA
Messenger RNA from Nyctereutes procyonoides (raccoon dog), 4918 nucleotides. It is a transcript of the gene LONP2, whose product is annotated as lon peptidase 2, peroxisomal. Bases 98 to 2653 code for a protein of 851 amino acids. Gene Ontology annotation, molecular function: ATP-dependent peptidase activity; serine-type endopeptidase activity; ATP binding. Gene Ontology annotation, cellular component: peroxisomal matrix. The record is from RefSeq and is a predicted model, not a curated record. Lineage: Eukaryota; Metazoa; Chordata; Mammalia; Carnivora; Canidae. Gene Ontology annotation, biological process: protein targeting to peroxisome; protein processing; protein catabolic process. The transcript has 15 exons.